GACACCUUGGCCGAUCAGACGACUUUCACAUGCGCACAGAGGUUCUAUGCAUUGAUGGCCAUGUGCAAACGUUUGUUCGGCCUGAGAAAUCAUCAGAGGUUCUACGGCCAUGUUUCUUCGGCCUUUUCCGAGCAGAGCGAUGGUGGAGUUGAUCAAUGGGUCUGGCUCGGCACGGUUCUGACCGAGCUUGCAGGUCUGACAGAGCUGUCACGGUUCCUGUCGCAAGGCCACCAUUGGGUUGAUGAUCUGCCCUGUCCUCCAACCACAAUCCACUAUCCUGUACUACUUGAAAUCCACAACCAUUAUCAUUAAAGGAUUUUACCUGUUUUGUUCAGGGCUUUAAGCAUCAACCAUAGCGCAGCAUUCGGGAAACCACCAAAUCUUUUGGACCAAUCGCAAGGAUCCAAAACAGCGGGCAGUGGCCAGAGCUUCCGAAGCACCUUAGGUUGGGACUCACCGAAUCCGUGCCCAAGCUCAGUUUGUGAGCGUGAACACUUCUCCGGAGCCAUUUGUUUUUGUUUCUUUUCCCUUUUGGGGCUCUGACGCUUCCAGCAGUUCAGUGCUGCUGCAGUGCGGCCGGGCAGGAUGGAUGUCUUCGAAGAUGGUGCAAUGUUGGACGGUGGACGACAAUUGCUAUUCAAAAGAGAGAUAGAAAACGGAGUCGUCCUGACGACAUCUGUUGCAGCCGAUAUUUGUUGCCCGCGGGCUGUCCAUGUCCGUGGACAGCUUUGUCAGACUUUUCACUUUUGUUCGUGUAGCUUGCGAAAGGUGAAGAGAAAACCGACUGACACAUGCGAGUUGCCUUUGAAAGACCUGAAAACAACAUCCAAUCGGCACUCGAAACUCAAAAAGACUUCAGCACAGUCGCUCAAACUGAGAUUCCUUGUCCUUUGGGGCUUUGUUCAAUUCGCUUUGUUUGUUGUCCGAACGAACAGAGCGCGCGCGCCAUGGCCGCCAGGUGCGCUUUGUUCCAGGUGUUCGGAUCUGAAGAAGGCCGAGGUCAAAGGUGCGUUUGGGAUUCGCCCGGAAGACUUGGAGGAUGAAGCGGAGCCUGCGGGCGGUUCCGAAGAUGAGCGGUCGGAGGCCGACUUGCAGUCCGAGGCGGGGGAGACCGCAGAGGAAGCUCGAGAGGGUAUCCAGAAGCUCCUCGAGGAGACUGGCAGGACUUUGCAGAGGGGUCGGACCCUGGCGAUGAAAGAGGCCAUCAGUGCUGCACGGCAGCAUGGAGUGGAGAGCAGUCUCAUCAAGGAGGCCCAGCAGCGCUUGGAGCAUCAUCAGCUCCGGCAGAAGCGUGCCGAGUGCGAAAAGGAGGUGUCGCUGUGGUUUGCCUCUGCUGCCCAAGACCUUGAGCAGUGCGGGAGGCUUUUGGAAGCAGCUGUGCAGAGUCAGUGCGCAGAAGAGAUCCAAGCGAAGCUGCGGAAGCGCUUGGAGGAGCUGAAGAUCACCAGGCCCCUGGCCCCCGACGAGCUGGACCAGGCCCAGCGCUACGUGACGGAAAGCUGCCAGGGCUUUGUCUCCGCAGCGCUUCUGGCAGAAGGUCGCAAGACGCUUUUCCUCGACCUGGACGAAGGGAACAAGAGUACGGCCACGUUGCACCUGAAUCCUUCGCUGCAGGUGCUCUCACUGAAGGUGCACAUCGACGAAGGCACAAAAAGCGCUUCCGCAGCACACAUGCAGCAGCUGGAGGAGACUUGGCUGAAGGACAUUGACUCCUUACCUGCCAAGGAUGAUGAGGUGAUCAGUCAGCAUCGAGGCUUCUUAGAGUUGGAGUGCCAGGUGAAUGGCCGCUCGAAGGUCUGGUGCUUCGUCGAAGCCUCGCUGCACGAGCGCGACCGGCUGCUGCAGGCGCUUCACGUGCUAAGUUGCGUUCCGGAACCUGAAGGUGCAGAGGAAUGGGAAGAGGAGGACUACGAGGCCUACGAGGAGGGCUGAAAUCACUGGCCCUUGCCUAGCUAGCCAUCCACGAGCGAUCUCGGAGGGAUGUUUCAACUGUGGAAGGCUUGGUGGACAUAGCUUGGAUUGGGAUUCGUCCAGCGCAUGAGCUUGGUGGCCUGGCAGAUGGGCGUGGAACUGGCCACUCCUGCGAGAGCGACCCGAGAUCUCCCGGAGUCGCCGCUUGUCCUGGGUCGAGCUGGCUGAGUGUGACCGGAUGAACUGCAGUGUGCCAUAGCUGCUAGCCAAGGAUGUGGCUUGCAACAGAUGACUGCGCCAGCCAUGCCACAGUCGCAGAGCCACAGAAGAUUGAGCAACCACGGUAGAUGCACUCGGGUAGCAUGCAGCCUCAAGAGGGGGUUUGCGCAACCACUGGGUCACGCAGCGGGUUUCCAUGUGGCAUUUGUGGUCACAGUUCGGCAACAGAACGCAGCAGCAGAUCCCGCCAAGAACGGCUUCAGCUUCCAGCAGCAGAUGGUCACCCGCAGCAUGUCACAACCCCUAAUGGAGUUGUGGCAGAGGGAGCUAGCCGGCAGAUCUCUGACUCACCAACAUGGGUACGUGGAUGGCAUGGUCACUGACUGCUUUCCUACGCUUUCCCUUACGAGGAUCGCUUCCCUUACGACGAGAACGGGUGUUCCAUACGUGACGGAUGUCGAUGUGAAGGGCACCAGGACGUCGACCGGACCACAUGCUGCCUUUGGGAGCAUGUGCGAGCCGUGGGCCCAUGGGGUGGUCGUUCUACCCGCCACCGCGAUCCGCCCUGGGGCCAGGUGCGAGCCGUCUUUUCUUUGUUCAUACCGGAGGAGGUAUGAGCUUCCGGUCAAACGACCGGCACGUGGAUGGAACUCAGGGUCCUGACCUUCGUUCCACUGCGACCGGAUGCUGCGCGGCGGCGAAAAA
This is a messenger RNA of Durusdinium trenchii, 2835 nucleotides long. The record is from the annotation of a GenBank genome assembly. NCBI's taxonomy places the organism in Eukaryota, Dinophyceae, Suessiales, Symbiodiniaceae.